Molecule: messenger RNA, 4440 nt
Organism: Eurytemora carolleeae
Lineage: Eukaryota; Metazoa; Arthropoda; Copepoda; Calanoida; Temoridae
Gene: lilli
Product: AF4/FMR2 family member 1
Biological process (GO): regulation of gene expression
Cellular component (GO): super elongation complex; nucleus
Source: RefSeq, a predicted model, not a curated record
CCAGGUAUCAGACAGGGUUCGAUACCAACAACUUCUUCUUUAACAAUCCUCCACCUAGCCUCGUGAAACGACUCAGUGAGAGUGACAGUGAUAAGGAAAUUGUUCCGAUGAAAGAGGAACCGAAGGUUGGUAAGACGGAGGAGAGUUCUAGCUCCGACUCUGAUGAGAGCAGUGAUAGUGACAGUGAAACUAAGGACUCGGAGGAGGAGGAGCUCAAACCUCCGAUCCUUGAUUCGGAGGACAAGGAGGAUAGCGAUGAGGACCACCCAGUGAAAGACUUCAACCUCGCCAGCUUUAUUAAGCGUGAGGACAAGACCCCUCCGACGAGCAGUGUCCGUACCCUGGAUCCUAGUCCCAGGCCCUAUAUACCGACCCCUAGCCCUGCACACAGUAUACCACAGAGUACCCUACCCAGCCCUGGAUUCAUUAAUGUCCCUGAACUCCUUGGACCUCUCUCCCCUGAAUCCCCAGCUGGGAAACAUGAUAUUGAUAAACAUUUUGAUUAUAUAAAAAAUAUACCUGACGUUAUUGAUCCCAUGGGACCAGAUUCGGAAUCUGAUGAUGAUAUUCAACUUAAACGGAAAUCUUCCUCACUUGAAACCAACCGGAAACCACCAGCGCCGGAAAGUCGGCGAAAGCCCUACAGGAAACGGAAACGUGAGCCGGACGUCAAACCUUCCAUUAGCAAAGAAUUUGUUGAAUCUGAUUCGGACUCAGAUUCCCGUCGGGUUGUCAAGAAACCGUCUCAUAUCCGAGCCACAUCCUCAAGUCCUCUGAAAGUGCACAGUCCUCGGAAACCCCACAGCGCACAGUCGACCCCAGUUCGUCGCCACCAGAUGAUAAAGUCUCCUCAAUUGUCAGAAUCAGAUGAUGAAGAACCUCCAGCGGUGGCUAAGGCCAAGCAAGAGACCGGAAACCACAAGAAAAAAGCUCUACUCGCCAUGUUCGGCAAGAAGGCUGCUCUGGGCAAGGGUGGAGGGAAAGGAAAGGGAGGAAAAGGCAAGAGUGGUGGAAUAAAUUUUAUAGUUGGAGAGCGGGGAGAAGACGAGGAGUAUGAGAGGAAUCGUGAAGUUCAGAGAAGCGUGUCUCCUGAACCUCAAAUCCAGCCAAAAGCGGAGUCCAAAUCUAAGUCAGAGCGGAACGAAUCUCCGCGGUUACCUAAAUUUGAGGUUGUUAAACAUAUGGAGGUUAGUUCUAAAGAACGAGGUCCAACGAAACCCCUCCCGACUGUAAGUUAUAAACCUAAUGGCCGGCCUUCCCUAAUAUUUUCUGUACCAUUGACGAGAAUUGGCCGAAGUCCCGCCGGUCAUCGAUGGCAAAAUGCAAGAGGUAAGAAAGGGAAGGAUAGGUGGAUAACUAAAAGUGAUAAUGAGAUGAUUAAAAAACCCAGUGAACCUUCCCUUAGUGAACGAACUCUUGAUGACGCACGCUUGGAGCCUCCUGACCGACCCGGCUCCGCGCGCAGAAGCUCAUCUCGAGAUAGACACGGCUCAGGAGCUUCCCGCUCGAGUGUGCGAAGCUCCCAUAGGAAGGAAUGUGAUAGGACGCUUGAAACUGGUGAGGAGGUGUUGAGUGAGUAUGAUAGGAAGAGACGGGAGCGGGAAUCUAGUCCGGGAUUUGAUCCUGAUCCCUCGAGUGCCAAGAGGUUGCGGGAGGAUGAGGAGUACAAUUCCUCCCUUCCUUCAUCCUCGCUCCCGCCAGCACAUCCAACCUUUCUACCCGGUAACGGAGGGUGCUUAAUGCCUCCGCCCAGGCAAUCAUCCUCUUUAUCCUGUCUGCUCUGAAGCAAGAGAAGGAAGGAGAAACCCACAGUGCCUUUAAUAUAUACGAUCAAACACUGAGGUUGAUAAAAUACGUGAUGAAGCCGAUGUUAUCUAAGAAAAGCUCUGAAAAGUCGAGGGAGAAGAAGUUUCCCCCACCUCCUCUUUCUAGGCUGUUGGUGAUGUCUAUGAGAGCACAGAGUCUUCUUAACCUCAAGAUGUACAAACUCAAGAAGCAUGAGCUCAAGGAGCUACAGAAGACUAUCAGUGAUGUUCUCAGCAAGUCAGAUAAAGACGAGGACAACCAGCAGGUUGAAAAUCCUCAUAUCUCUCCUACCCCAAGUCCUGCAGGGAGCGAGGGUAGUAAUAGUAGCAAGUCAAGCGGAUAUACAAGUAGUGGAGAAGGGCGUGUCCACGGUGUGCUGACUCCGCCCACCCUGCCUCCUGUCUGCCUCUCCCUACCUAAGAAAACUCUGCAGAGACAGUUUAAUAUUGCAAGUUACCUCUCUCAAUGCCAUGAACUCUGGGAGCAAGCAGAUUUAUAUAUAGACAGAGGCAGCUGUAUAGAAUUUUUCCUCCGUCUUGAUGAAGAAUGCGGAGUAUUGAAUCUACACUCUACUCUCUACCACCUUGUCAUGUAUACUAGGAAGGGUCUAGAGUAUAUAUCACAGGAGCUUCCCGUCUCUCAUAGGAGUCCUUUGAAUCCUCGCAGUUCAUAGGUUUUAAACACAACCUCAAUUCAUGAAGUUCAGAAAAUAUAUCAGUCUAACCAGACUACAGUUCAACCAGACUAAAGUUAUUCCAACCAGACUAAAGUUUCGUUCAACGUGAAUAUUGAAUACCGCCAAAAGAGACUAUAGUUCGGUUUAACACGAUAAAAGUGUCGUCCGACGAGACUAAUGUUCAGUCCAACAUAGUUCAACCGAACUUAUCGAAUUCUUCCAUCGAAUUUCCUUUGUUAGGUUCCGCCAAAUAUCAAUUACUUAAUCUCUGUUCGGAAUUUUCAAUCUACAAUCUACAUCCUAGGGUCCAGGGUUGGCAACUGGGCAGGCAUUUUUUUCAAUUCUAAAUCAUUAAGAAAAAGAUUUUUUUUUAUCAGAAUUUUCCAAGAAAUUGUUUUAACACAUCAGUCAAUGGUUUUUAUUAAUGCUGUAAAGCUAAUAAAAGGGGAAAGUGAGUUUGACCAAUUUGAGAAUCCUGUCUUCAUGUUUUGAGAAAUCUGAAUGAAAUUUUGCAUAUUGACAUAAUUUGUGUUUCUUUUAGUAAAAUAAAAAGUUUGAAUUCAUGAAUCCGGAAAAUGUGAAAAAUAUUAACAAAGUAUAUAAUAAAAUGGGGGGAACUAGGGGGAAAAGUUAUCUGAAAAACCUUAAACUUCGUAGUAAUGUUAGUAAUAAGAUUCUGGUGAAAAGCUUUAAAAAAAAAACAUGGAAAAAUGGGGAAAAGUGAAGGAAAUUUUUUCCACAAUUUUUGUUUUAUUUAAAGGAAACACAAAUGAUGCCCAUAUGCAAGAUUUCAUUCAGUUUCCUCAACAAAUGAAGACAGGAUUCUUAUAUGUAUUCAAAUUGGUCAAACUUACCCUCCCCUUUGAUCAAAAUCCUGGUAUAACUAGUAAGUUCUUCAUUAUUUUUAGUUAAGAUAUGCUUCCAUUCUCCCCGUCCUAGAACCUUUAAGAAAAUGGCCGAAAUCAAGUCCACAAAAGAAUGGUUUUUUAGUUUGCAGCUGAUAAAUCGGCAAACCACAUUAAUAAAAACAUUCUUCAAAGGAAUUUUCUUAAGUUAAUUCUUAUUUAUUUGGUAAAAAUUAUUUUUCUUCCUAUACAAAGAACAAUGUUCUUUGAUGGUUGUUAGAGGCGUAUUUAAGGGAGGGGGCAAUUGGGGUUAAACCGCCCACCCUCACCCCGGUCAUUAAAAUCUAUAUUUUGCCGCAUAGUUUUGGGCCCCCAAGGAACUCCGCCCCCCCCCCUGUAAAGAAAGAUAUGCAAGGCCCCCUGGAGAAUAUCCUGAAUACGCCCCUGAUUGUCGUUUUCAGUUUGGAUUCGCCAUUUUCUAGAUGAACAGUGAUAUGUAAUAGAUAAUUGAAUUGAGGGAACAUAGAAAUGUACUUAACGAAAGCAGUCUUCAAGUCUUUUCCAUGGGAUUUUAAUGAUAUUGAAUUCAAAUUUUUACGGCAUAGAUUUAUUUGAAAUUAACACUAACCUAGUUCUAAUUCCGAGUCCAGGUUUGCAUCAAAUUGGGACUGAUUAAAUGAAAUGUAGCUAUGUACGUGUAUGUUUAUAUAUAUAUGCAGUAUCGUUUUCUUUCCAGAAUUGAUUUAAUUCUCUAAAAUCAUUCCCGCCUUAAACAAAAACAGCCUUUAAAUAGGCCUUCUAUGCAUAUUCGGUCUUAUAUUUUACGAUAUUCUGAAAAGAUUUAUUUAUUUUGCUGAUUUCACUGACAUUUCGUUAAAAAUGAUUUUUUUUGUUGAACGCUAUUGUCAAAUGUUUGGCUUAGGUCGAACGUCCUAUGUUAUUAUUAAUUGUAGUAUAUUUAAGUUAUAAAUGUUAGUUAUUUUUCAAUUAAAAUUUCACAUCUAUAUAAUAUCGGCAAGAUUUCUUCAAUAUUGGACGAUUACAUUUGUGACCCCUGAAUAAGGGGUAUUUACUAUAAACAUAAGAAGGAAAAUAAAUAUUAUGAAUAUGUUA